Filobasidium floriforme is the source of this 921-nucleotide messenger RNA. RefSeq lists its product as uncharacterized. The transcript is spliced from 3 exons. Bases 74 to 637 code for a protein of 187 amino acids. Gene Ontology annotation, cellular component: mitochondrion. NCBI's taxonomy places the organism in Eukaryota, Fungi, Basidiomycota, Tremellomycetes, Filobasidiales, Filobasidiaceae. The record is from RefSeq and is a predicted model, not a curated record.
CCUCUACCUCGUCUAUACAGCUCGACCGUCACGUCUACCUUGUUCAAUUCACACCAUUAGACCCCCCCACAAAAUGAACCGGACGAUCCUCUCAGCCAGGCCCGCUGUUGCUGCCGUACGACAACAAGCGAGGAGGACCUUGGUGACCAGCUCGCCCGUCCGAGGUGCUGCUGGACAUGACGCUCACGGACAUGGAGCUCAGGCCGAGGACCCAAACGUCUACACCAAAGAGAGCUUCAUGAACCCCACCUGGCGAAACACCCUUAUCGCAGGGACCCUCUCCUACCUCGCCUACUCCUUCCUCCCUACUCCCCCAAGCACCCCUACCUCCCCCUCCUCUUCCUCCACUUACAACCAACCCGCCGAAGAUCUCCCUUACCUCUCCAAGCUCCUCGCCCGGAUCACCACCCCGGCAGAGGAGUGGAAGAGGAGGAACGCCAAGCAUCUGGAGCAGACGGUCAGGAGCGCCGAGGAUAGGUUGUUGUUCCAAGAGGCCGAGAGGCCGAGGGUUUACAGGAUGAAGAACCCGGCUUACUUUGACACCCUCCCGCCUCAUCGUCGACCCGUCGGAGACGACGUCAACCUCUCGGAUCUGGUCGUCAAGAACGAUCCCGCCCUUCCCGAAAUCCGACAAUAGACGGUAGAUGAUAGAAGCCGGGCAGGUCGACUUUCACCUCUGUCGCCCGGUCGAUUGGUCACGCUGGAGCUUGGAUCCGGGCUUACAGCUGGAGGGGCAGACGAUCUGGAUCUACAGUGGGAGUCGGGGCUGGAUGAACGCAUGAAUGGACGGAGUGGACGUGCAUGUAACUUUUGAUUUGGGUCGAUGGACGAUAUAUGAAGAAAAGCGACAACGAUCAGCCUGCUAGCAGUGGGUUGGCGAGACGAGUGGCUAGAAAGAGGAAAAGUCAGAGAGCAUGGGGA